Messenger RNA from Aegilops tauschii subsp. strangulata, 797 nucleotides. The record is from RefSeq and is a predicted model, not a curated record. NCBI's taxonomy places the organism in Eukaryota, Viridiplantae, Streptophyta, Magnoliopsida, Poales, Poaceae.
UCGACAGGAGCGUAAAUCCACGCUCGCAAAAGGCGGACCCCGUCUCUUUCCUCUCGUGCGACAUCUGUCUGGCCUCCUCCUCCUCCUCCUCCCCCCUACCUCCCCACACAACGCAGACAACUCCUCAAAUCUCACCACAGGACAACCAAACCACCACCUGCUCUGUUCCUCCAAUCCGCUGCCCUGCCUAGCCAAGCUCCGCCGUCGGCCAUGAGACGACGCGCCGGUGGCGCUGGCGCUCCUCCAUUGCCAGACACGCUCUCGGUGUCGCUUCUGCUGCUGCUCCUGCUGGUGGCGACCGAGCUGGGCACCGCGGCCUGCGUCUGCGGAGUUCUCAAGGCGGACGCGGUAGCGUCGGCGACGGCUGCUGCAGCAGCGCGGAAGCGCGGCCGCACGGUGCUUCAGACAGGACCGCCGGCGGCGGCGUGCGCCGGCGAGGCGGGAGGAGCGGCGUACGACGAGUCCAAGAGGAUGGUACCCCAGGGCCCCAAUCCGCUGCACAACUAGCCUGUACUGGCCUUCUCCUCAGGCUCUGCCGGCUGCCGCGGCGAGCUAGCAGUACGUACGUACGUGCCGAGGAGUGGACUGCAUGCAGUACCACUGCGCCCUUCCUUUUUGUUUAUCAUUUUCUCCUUGUCCUUGUGCCCAAGAGCACGCAUAGCAAUGCACACACGCUUUUCAGUGUUGUUGUUUAGGUAUCAGCUAGCUAGCCAAGUAGUAGGGCAAAUCGAUCAAGGCCACGCGAGAUUGUUGUACUAGUGCCAUGUGAUCUUCUAAAAUUACUCUAAUUCUUGUGA